AUGGGAUUGCGCUAUACUACGUGCCUCGACCCCAAUGACAUGGGCAGCGAGUUGAAUGAAAACCUAAUCUACAAAACUUCCAAAUUAUCUGCCCUUCAGUCUUACUAUGAGUACAGCUAUUCGGAUGAAGACGGCGAGGACGGAGACAUUGAUGGUGACGGUGAUGGCGAUGGCGACGAGGAUGAUGAUGAAGUUAGUAAUACCAAUUCCAAUGGCAGCCGCUAUUCUUCAUUUCGUAUCUCCCGUCUGAAUCCAUUCUUCCGUAUGCAUCAGAAGUACAAUGAUAACGGCCGAGCAAUUACCUACGCCUGCUCACAUUGUCUAACUCAUGUCUCAGCCUCCAACUUGAUCAUUUCCGAUAGAUAUCAUGGAGCUACAGGUGAUGCUUUGUUGAUCUAUGACGCAGUAAAUAUUCAGUUGGGACCGUCACAAAUGAGACGGAUGACCACAGGAGUCUAUACAGUGUGCGAGUUACUAUGUAGACAAUGUGGAAAGUACUUGGGCUGGAAGUAUAUUAAGAGUAGUGACCCUACUCAGAAGUUUAAGGAGGGAAGGUACAUAUUGGAGGUUGAUUUGGUCAAGGAGGUCAAGUCAUAA
Molecule: messenger RNA, 597 nt
Organism: Brettanomyces nanus
Lineage: Eukaryota; Fungi; Ascomycota; Pichiomycetes; Pichiales; Pichiaceae
Exons: 1
Coding region: 1-597 (198 amino acids)
Cellular component (GO): ubiquitin ligase complex
Source: RefSeq, a predicted model, not a curated record